Cooperia oncophora is the source of this 306-nucleotide messenger RNA. NCBI's taxonomy places the organism in Eukaryota, Metazoa, Nematoda, Chromadorea, Rhabditida, Trichostrongylidae. The record is from the annotation of a GenBank genome assembly.
AUGAUGGAUCGGUUCAGUCUAGAGGUGGAAACGAUGUAUUUCAACGAUCCUGGCAAUCAAACCAACGUUUUCAACUUGAACGCCGAGGACCUGAAGAACCGCAUUGUGGACACGAUGGACUUUGUUAAGGAUCCAAUUUCAUCCAACGACUACUGUCCUGAGGAGGACCCUAAGAUCUAUCGUAGUCAGAAAACGGGCCGUGGUCCGUUGAACGAGGACUGGGUAAAUGAGUGUGUUCGAGCAGGUAAUUUACUUGCUAGUAGCCGUGUAAUUAGUUUUUCCCCAACGAUUGAGGCUGCGAUUUAA